AUGGAAAAAUUGAAGAUGGAAAAAUUGAAGAUGUAUGUGGGUUUGGGAUCGUUGACGAGGAGCCAGAAUUCUGGUCAGGGAUUCUGUUUUUGUGCUUCACGGGCGAACAUAACGCAAUCUUGGACUGACAAAAAUCCAGGUCGACGAUUUUAUAGCAGUCCACAUGGAUGCGAUUACUUCUCUUGGUUUGAUGAAGAGGAAUGUACGAAAUGGCAAAGAAGAGUUUUGAUUGAAGCUCGUGAUGAGAUCAAUCGGAAGUCGGCGGUGAUUGAGCAAUUAACUAAAAACAUCUCAGAAAUGAAAAGAAAUUUCGAGAACAAAGAGACAGUGGAUGACGAAAAUGAAGAUGAGAUUGUUAGAAAGUUUGUGGAAUUCUAUGUUUAA
This is a messenger RNA of Eruca vesicaria subsp. sativa (arugula), 384 nucleotides long. The record is from the annotation of a GenBank genome assembly. NCBI's taxonomy places the organism in Eukaryota, Viridiplantae, Streptophyta, Magnoliopsida, Brassicales, Brassicaceae.